CGCGUUCCUGCUUUUGUUGAACGUUCUGUCUUGCCUCCAGCACCAAAGCCCUUUAACAACAACAGAGAAACGCCCUUCGCGCCACUUGGGUUUUUGUCUCUCCAAGCCGCACUCGUUGGUUCUUCACAGCCCGCGACAUCUGCUCAGUCCCCUGCCCCGCACCCGCCCCAGGUCCUUCACUCUUUUCCAAAAUGGCGGAUAUUAAUGUCGACGUUCUUGUUAUCGGCGCCGGCCCGACCGGUCUCGGUGCGGCCAAGCGUCUCAACCAUAUCAAUGGGCCGUCCUGGUUGAUUCUGGAUGCCAACGAGAAGGCUGGUGGUCUUGCGUCCACCGAUGUUACUCCUGAGGGCUUCCUCUACGACGUUGGCGGCCACGUUAUCUUCUCGCAUUACAAGUACUUCGACGACUGCCUCGACGAGGCCCUUCCCAAGGAGGAUGACUGGUACCAUCACCAGCGCAUCUCGUACGUCCGGUACAAGGGCCUCUGGGUUCCUUAUCCUUUCCAGAACAACAUCUCGAUGCUGCCCAAGGAGGACCAAGUCAAGUGCAUCGACGGGCUUAUCGACGCCGCCAUGGCCGCUCAGGUCUCCACCACCAAGCCCAAGGACUUCGACGAGUGGAUUCUGCGGGUUUGCGGCGAAGGCGUCGCCGAUGUCUUCAUGCGGCCGUACAACUACAAGGUCUGGGCUGUGCCCACGACCAAGAUGCAAUGCGAGUGGCUCGGCGAACGUGUCGCGGCGCCCAACCUCAAGCUGGUCACCAAGAACGUGAUCCUCAACAAGGUUGCCGGCGGCUGGGGUCCGAACGCCACUUUCCGAUUCCCUGCCAGAGACGGAACGGGCGGUAUCUGGAUCGCCGUGUCGAACACGCUUCCCGAGGAGAAGAAGCGCUAUGGCGAGAAGGGUGAGGUCACCAAGGUCGACGCGCAAAAGAAGAUUGUCACUCUGAAGGACGGCACGACGAUCGGCUACGGCAAGCUCAUCAACACCAUGCCCGUGAACCAGCUUGUCGAGAAGAUGGGCGACCAGGAGCUCAUCAACCUGGCCAAGGGUCUCUACUACUCGUCCACCCACGUUAUCGGCGUGGGCAUCCGUGGCGAGCGCCCGGAGCGGAUCGGCGACAAGUGCUGGCUCUACUUCCCCGAGGACAACUGCCCCUUCUACCGCGCUACCAUCUUUUCCAACUACUCGCCGUAUAACCAGCCGCAGGCUGACGUCAAGCUGCCGACUCUCUACUACGCCGACGGUAGCAAGCCGAAGAGCAGCGAGCCCAAGGAGGGCCCGUACUGGUCCAUCAUGCUCGAGGUCUCCCAGUCGACCAUGAAGCCGGUUGACGAGGAGAACCUGCUGAAGGACUGCAUCCAGGGCCUCAUCAACACGGAUAUGCUCAAGCCCGAGGACGAGAUCGUCUCGACCUACCACCGCAAGUUCAACCAGGGCUAUCCCACCCCGACGCUCGAGCGGGAGGGCGUCCUCAAGCAGCUUCUGCCCAAGCUCCAGGACUUGGACAUCUGGUCUCGCGGCCGGUUCGGCAGCUGGAGGUACGAGGUUGGUAACCAGGACCACUCGUUCAUGCUCGGUGUGGAGGCGGUCGACAACAUCGUCACCGGCGCCGUUGAGCUGACGCUCAACUACCCCGACUUCGUCAACACGCGCCAGAACAAUGAGCGCCGGCUCGCCCAGAACUUCUACAGUGCGGGGUCCUCAAGCAACCUCCCCUCCCGGCCUGCGCCCAAGGCUUAAAGGGGUGAAGCGCGAAUUCGCGGAAGCCUAGAGCACCCAUGGGGCUCUGGGUCGCAUGCAUAGCGAGCGGGGACUGGUCGCAGGCAUUCUGUUUUCGCUAGACUCGCAUGGCACGAUCUCUUCGAUGCAGCAUGCUCUUGGGAUCGGAGAGGUGGAGUUAGGAGGAAAAAAAAAAGGCAAGUAGCUGGUUCUGGAGGGAACAACGAGGUUGGGACAACGCAACCCCUCGUUGUUUGUGGGACAAGGACGAGGGCUGCGUGUCCAUCUAGAGAUGCUCAGUAAUCGUCCCGCUAGUUGUCUGGUAUAGAACCCGAUUACGGGUGAUAGAAUAUAAUAGAUCAUAAGAGCAAGACAGCAUACGAAACGCGG
Thermothelomyces thermophilus ATCC 42464 is the source of this 2111-nucleotide messenger RNA. RefSeq lists its product as uncharacterized. The transcript is spliced from 6 exons. Gene Ontology annotation, molecular function: oxidoreductase activity. Lineage: Eukaryota; Fungi; Ascomycota; Sordariomycetes; Sordariales; Chaetomiaceae. The coding region runs from base 192 to 1742 and encodes 516 amino acids. The record is from RefSeq and is a predicted model, not a curated record.